AUGAAUUCUGAUAAAAAUGUUAAAUAUUCAGCUGAUCAAUUAAUCAAUCUUUCAUUUAAAGCUGAUGUAGUAGAAGAUGAUGCCUCAAAGGCUUCUCCGAUGUAUCAAAUUAACUCUCAAACACCAGAACCUGCUUUGUUAACUAAGAAUGAUGAUGGAUUUUAUCAAUUUACAAUCAAAGCUCCAUCCGAAAUCCCUAAUAACCAACAAAUCACAGUCAAAUUAUCUAUUAAAGAUCCUGCUGGACAAAAAGCAGAAAAAGCAUUAAAGAUUGAUGUUAAACAGUCGCCAUACAUAACAGAAUCACCAGAUAAUUCUGAAGUUAAAGAAGCAUAUAAAGCAGAAGAGCCAAUCAUUGUUAUUAUUCAAUUCAAGCAUUUUGAGGAAAGGACAGGAAAAUUCGAAUAUAAAUUCUAUGAAGAUCAAAGUUAUAUUCCACUUCCUGAAAAGAAUGUUAAAGAAAUUUCUAGCGGUUCGAGUACAUCUUCUAAGAAGCUCCUAGCUGAUGAUGGCAAAACAUAUCAACUUACCAUACCAGCUCCUAAAAUCGAUGAAAUUAGAGAUUCAGAAGAAGCUAAGCUUCGGAUCAGAACUGCUCAAUCCGAUGAACAACCACCUUCAAAUGUCUUCUCUAAAGAGAUUAAACUUGAGAAGACAAAAUAUGUUUCAGGAGAACAACCAAAUCCAACAUCAUCUCCUUCUAAGGGAGGAUUAUCUGGCGGCCAAAUUGUAGGAAUUGUAUUUGCCGUUCUUCUUGGCAUUGUUAUUAUUGUACUUAUUGUCUAUUUCAUUUUCUGUAAGAAACCAUCAAAUGAUAGAUCUUCUUCUGAUAUGAAAGAAGAUUCUGGUUCUGGUGUAUAUGUUUAA
This is a messenger RNA of Trichomonas vaginalis G3, 867 nucleotides long. RefSeq names its product glycoprotein 38 family. Lineage: Eukaryota; Parabasalia; Trichomonadida; Trichomonadidae. The record is from RefSeq and is a predicted model, not a curated record. Bases 1 to 867 code for a protein of 288 amino acids. The transcript has a single exon.